Propithecus coquereli (Coquerel's sifaka) is the source of this 1078-nucleotide messenger RNA. RefSeq names its product probable ATP-dependent RNA helicase DDX4. The record is from RefSeq and is a predicted model, not a curated record. Gene Ontology annotation, molecular function: RNA binding; RNA helicase activity; ATP binding. NCBI's taxonomy places the organism in Eukaryota, Metazoa, Chordata, Mammalia, Primates, Indriidae. Gene Ontology annotation, cellular component: nucleus; P granule. The transcript has a single exon. Gene Ontology annotation, biological process: gamete generation; cell differentiation. The annotation marks the transcript as partial.
ACAUUAUGUGCUACUCCUGGAAGAUUGAUGGACAUCAUAGGCAAAGAAAAGAUUGGUCUGAGACAAAUCAAAUAUUUAGUUUUGGAUGAAGCUGAUCGCAUGUUGGAUAUGGGUUUUGGACCACAAAUGAAGAAAUUAAUUUCUUGCCCAGGAAUGCCAUCAAAGGAAGAGUGUCAAACCCUUAUGUUCAGUGCAACUUUUCCAGAAGAAAUUCAAAGGUUGUCUGGGGAGUUUUUAAAGUCGAAUUAUUUGUUUGUUGCUGUUGGACAAGUGGGUGGAGCAUGUUGAGAUGUUCGGCAGACUAUUCUUCAAGUUGGCCAGUACUCAAAAAGAGAAAAACUUGUCGAAAUUCUACGAAACACAGGUGAUGAAAGAACUAUGGUCUUUGUUGAAACUAAGAAAAAAGCAGACUUUAUUGCAACUUUUCUUUCUCAGGAAAAAAUAUCAACUACAAGUAUUCAUGGUGAUCGGGAGCAGAGAGAGAGAGAGCAAGCUCUUAGAGAUUUUCGCUGUGGAAAGUGCCCAGUUCUUGUUGCUAUUUCAGUAGCUGCCAGAGGGCUGGAUAUUGAAAAUGUUCAACAUGUUAUCAAUUUUGAUCUUCCUUCUACCAUUGAUGAAUAUGUUCAUCGAAUUGGGUGCACUGGUCGUUGUGGGAAUACUGGCAGAGCUAUUUCCUUUUUUGAUCCUGACUCAGAUAACCAUUUAGCACAGCCUCUAGUGAAAGUACUGUCAGAUGCUCAACAGGAUGUUCCUGGGUGGUUGGAAGAAAUUGCCUUUAGUACCUAUGUUCCUGGCUUCAGUGGUAGUACAAGAGGAAAUGUGUUUGCAUCAGUUGACACUAGAAAGAAUUACCAGGGCAAGAGCACUUUGAACACAAUGGGGUUUUCUUCUUCACAAGCUUCCAAUCCAGUAGAUGAUGAGUCCUGGGAUUAAAGCUAGAGCAUCCUUCAAGUCUGUGGUACAGUUUUCAUGCAGAGAAGAAAAUAGUUUUGAUUUUUGAGUUUUUAACAGAAGUAUGAAAUCUGACAUUCUCAUAUCUCUGGAUGUCCUUCUGUUCUCUCUCCCACCCUUAAAAAAA